AUGUCCAGUAACGACGAGCCCGACGAGGCCGGUGCUGCAUUGGCGGUCGAUAUCGAUAUGACUGAGGCGGCAGCCGAUGAGCAGGUCGGCAGCGCAGCUGCUGCGGCAGCGGAGGCAGAUGCCGAGGGCGACGAGAACGGCGAGGCUGCGACCGGCGAGGAAGUCCGGGAGCCGACACCGGUGCCGACACGCACAGCCUUUGCGUCGUAUCUGAGCAGCCCGGUAGUCACGCUGGUGGUGGGCGGUGGCGAGGGCGAGGAGACCAAGGAGACGAUGGAGUUGACGGCACACCAGGGCUUGCUGACGAAGAGCCCAUACUUUGCAAAGUUGUGCGCCGACCUGGGCGAUGACCGCACCAUUACCCUGCCCGACCAGAACCUCGAUGCGGUCGGCUGCUUUUUGGAAUAUUUGUAUACGGGCGACUACUUCCCGCGCAAGCUGGCCGGCCAUGCGCACGCGCUCGAGGAGGAUCCGACGGUGCCUGCCGUCGACGAGACGGGCGCGCAGCUGCUCAAGCACGCGCGCGUCUACACGCUGGCCGAGGUCCUGGGCAUGGCCGAGCUGCAGACGCUCGCGUCGUCCAAGAUCCACUGCGUGCAGAGCACGGCACAGGGCGAGAUUGCGUACGCGCGGUACGUGUACGCUUGCACCAAGGCCGACGACACGACGGUGCGGCACCCGGUGGCCAAGUUCUGGGCGACGCGCAGCCACACGCUGCGGGCGGAGGCCGAGGCCGAGUUCCAGGCCCUGUGCUUGGAGCACCCGCAGUUUGCCUACGACGUGCUCACGCGCGUGCUCGACGAGAAGCUCAGGCGCGAGCGGGACGACAAGAAGUACACGUCUGUGUCGUUGUCGUCACCGCAGCCCGGCGGCGGCAGCGGACGCAAACGAGCGCGCAACAGCAGCAGCGUGCAGUAG
Molecule: messenger RNA, 918 nt
Organism: Sporothrix brasiliensis 5110
Lineage: Eukaryota; Fungi; Ascomycota; Sordariomycetes; Ophiostomatales; Ophiostomataceae
Exons: 2
Coding region: 1-918 (305 amino acids)
Molecular function (GO): protein binding
Source: RefSeq, a predicted model, not a curated record